Larimichthys crocea (large yellow croaker) is the source of this 4081-nucleotide messenger RNA. Its product is annotated as integral membrane protein GPR155. Lineage: Eukaryota; Metazoa; Chordata; Actinopteri; Sciaenidae. Gene Ontology annotation, biological process: intracellular signal transduction; negative regulation of BMP signaling pathway; transmembrane transport. The coding region runs from base 201 to 2879 and encodes 892 amino acids. The record is from RefSeq and is a predicted model, not a curated record. The transcript has 20 exons. Gene Ontology annotation, molecular function: G protein-coupled receptor activity. Gene Ontology annotation, cellular component: membrane.
CGAAUCGCCUGUCAGUCACGUUUUUCAGCUGUCAGAUUCAGGAGCCUCUCGGCUCUGAACGGGGCAAAAACAAGCUAAAAACGGGCUCGUUUAAACACAAAGACGCGUGGAUGUUGUCUAUUCACGAGCGGGGAUGUCUUCUAACUAACACAGGGUGCUGAUAUCCCCCAACCAUCUCUCGACCCCCUCCGAUCGUCACCAUGGAGGCCGCCAACAACUACGUCCUGAUCCAUGGGAAGAACAUAUCCCGUAACGCCCUGCCGGGCUCUGCCGCGGUGCCUCACAUGUCUAUCGACAAGCUCUUCCCGGCUCUGCUCGAGUGCUUCGGCAUCAUAUUGUGCGGCUACAUCGCCGGCAGGGCGGACAUGAUCACGGAGAGCCAGGCGAAGGGUUUGGGGAACUUUGUGUCUAAGUUCGCUCUCCCGGCUCUGCUCUUUAAAAACAUGGUGCUGCUGGACUUUGGAGACGUCAUCUGGGCGUUUCUGUGGAGCGUCCUGGUCGCUAAGGUGACAGUGUUUGUGCUGGUGUGUGUGCUCACUCUGAUGGUGGCCAGUCCGGACAACAGAUACAGCAAGGCCGGCCUGUACGCCAUCUUCGCCACUCAGAGCAACGACUUCGCUUUAGGAUAUCCGAUAGUCGAUGCUUUGUAUCGCAGCACGUAUCCUGAGUACCUCCAGUACAUCUACCUGGUCGCUCCGGUCUCCCUCAUGCUCCUCAAUCCGAUCGGCUUCGCACUUUGCGAGGUGCAGAAGUGGAGGCAGGCCAGCCAUUCUCAGCACAGCACUCUGAGCAUCGUGGGAGUUGUAGUCCUGCAGGUGUUGAAGAACCCCGUCGUCUUCAUGGUGAUCGUAGGAAUCGUCGCUCACUUCGCUCUGGACCGGCAGAUCCCCGCCGUGCUGUCAGAGUUCAUAGACGGCCUGGCGAACUCUUUCGGAGGGGCAGCCUUGUUUUACCUCGGCCUCACGAUGGUCGGACAGCUUAGAAAACUAACCAGAGACACCGGAGUCGCCUUGAUUCUCCUCAUCACAGCCAAACUCCUGGUGAUGCCGCUCGUCUGUAAAGACAUGGUGGACAUUCUGGAUGUCGGAGUGAACAGCACAAGCGCAAACCACACAAGUUUGUCCAACUUUGCUUUCCUGUACGGAGUCUUCCCGACCGCGCCCAGCGUGGCCAUCUACGCCGGACACUACAACAUGGAGCUAGAGGUGGUGACGUCAGGGAUGGUGAUCAGCACGUUUCUGUCCGCCCCCAUCAUGUACGUGUCAGCCUGGUUGUUAACGAUCCCUCUGAUGGACCCGACGCCUCUGGUGACGGAGCUGGAGAACGUGAGCUUCAACAUCAGCAUCGUCAGCCUGGUCGCUCUGGUGUGGACCAUCGUGGUGAUGCUGCUCAGCAGGAAGUUUAACAGACUCCCUCACCUCUUCGCCUUGAACCUCUUCCUGGCUCAGUUUCUGGUGUGUGUCAGCAUGAUCUUGUGGAACUUCCUGGUGAAGAAAGACGACAACCUCCUCGGUAAAAUCCUCACGUUCACCAUGCUGUACGGGUCGCUGUACAGCACCUACAUCUGGACGGGUCUAAUCCCGCUCUGCCUGGCUCUGACUAACAGAGACGAUCUGCUGCGACUUCGACCAGGAGUGUUCAUGAUUCUGGGCUGGGGGGUUCCCUUCCUGAUGGUUGGAGGUCUUCUGAUAUCUGGAGAGAGGACAGACACCAUCGACUCCGCCUUCUUCUACGGCAGAGCUCAGAUCAUCAGCACGGCGGUGGUGCUCGCGGUCAGCCUUGGCCUCGGUGCGAUCUCUCUGAUGGGUCUCAGUCAGGGAGACAGGGAGCAGAGAGGCUACCAGGCCCUGAGCAGAGCUGCCGUAACGGGCAUCAGCGAUGAGCUAAGGGCCCCCGGAGGCCUGGAAGAGCAACAACAACAACAACAGACGGUGAAUUCACCUGCCUGCAGCAUCAACUCAGACCCCCUCCACGCUCUCUCUCCUCUGCAGAGUUUACCUGACAUGAUAGCCAGCACAGGCCACAGUGGGGCGCUGUGUGACGGCCAGCUGCUGGGUUCAUCCUCCUCCUCCGAGCAGCCGCUGAACCUGCCUCCACCCGGGCCUCCGACCACCACCACCACCGCCGACGACAAACAGACUGUCAGACACGUCCUGCUCUGUCUGCUGCUCUCCGUUAGCCUGCUCGCUAACCUGUCCAGCUGUCUGUGGUGGCUGUUCAACAAAGAUCCAGGAAGACUUUACCUCGAGCUGCAGUUCUUCUGCGCUGUGGCGAACUACGGACAGGGUUUUCUCUCUUUCGGGAUCUUCGGUCUGGACAGACAUCUCAUCAUCGUUCCUUUCAAAAAGAGGUUGCUCAGCCUGUGGCAGGGCAGAGACGGCGACGGUCCGAGUCCGUCAGGUGUACCGGAGGACGUCAGACUCACCUGUACUCAGUUUGUCCGCUACCACAAGGACCAGUGUGUACAAGACAUAGUGCACACACGCAGGUUUGAAGGAGGAGAAGGAGGAGACUCCACCUCCCAUCAGCCCCGGCACCUACACCCACAUCAGGAUCCUCAGGAGCAGCUAAACCGCGAGUCGGAGAACCCACACCGCAAUCACCGAAAUCCAACCAAUCCCCAUGACCUACACCAGCAUGAUCACGCUCUGCAUCCCCGUUUCGAAGGCGUGUUUCUGGGCAGCGACUUGGUGGACUGGCUGGUCGAGCGGGGCCUGUGCAGCGGGCGAGCCGAAGCCCGUCUGUACGCCGCUCGUCUUCAGGCGGGAGGAGUGUUAGAUCACCUGACGGGACGGCGAAGCUUCAGAGAGGAACCCACGCUGCUGUACCGCUUCACCACGGAGGGGAGGGACGGUCCCAGAACAUGUGAAGUGAGGUGAGGGGUACACAACGGCAACCACCAUGACUGAAAGUGCCUUAUGGUGCAGUUAGCCACAAACAUCUCAAGUCAGCUAAUGUAGCAAAAUACUAGCUUGUUGGCUAGCUAGAGCAAAAGGCUAAUUAAGUAACCAGCUAAUCUCCAGCCGCCAUUAGCUAGCGUGUUACAUCUUAAAGCUAAUGUUAUCAAAAUGCUAGCCAACUAGCUUCAGCUAGCUAGUUAACUAGUGUUUUGCUACAGAGCCAAAACGCUAAUCUACGGCUAGUUAGCUACUCUACGGCUGUAAUUAACUAGUUAAAACAGUAGCUAACUAGCUUACUAAUAAAUUGCUGGCUAGCUAGAGCAAAAGGCUAAUUAACUAACCAGCUAAUCUCCAGCCGUCAUUAGCUAGCGGGUUACAUCUGAUAGCAAAGUGCUAGCUAGUUAGUUAGCUUGUGUUUUUUUUCUAAGGCACAACUAAUGUUAUCAAAAUGCUAGCCAACUAGCUUUAGCUACCUAGUUAACUAGUGUUUUGCUACAGAGCCAAAGGUUAAUUUACAGCUAGUUAGCUGAUCUACGGCUGUAAUUAACUAGUUAAAACAGUAGCUAGCUAACGAUUGAUAUAUAUUAGCUAGUUAGCUAGCGUUUAGAUGAGCUAACAUGUAGCAUGUAGCAUAUCCAGGAAAGCGGUUCGUUAAAUGACGUUCUGACCGCGACGCAAAGGGGCGGGGCUUAGGAAGUGUCAGGUUUCACGUGGUAUAUCUGAAGGUGAGUUUCUCAGGCCGUUCAUGGUGGUUGUCGCCCCGUGCUGAUACUUCUUCAUCUCCGGACCAGGUCGUCUUUACUGAAAUGUCGUAUCAUUUAGCCGAGGAGCUGCUCGCUGUUUCACGGAGGAAUCCGCCCGUCGUACCAGUAUUUGAUAUUUUGCACGCCGUGUCUUUUAAAACUCUCUCUGGUCUAACGUGGACUGCUCGCAUGACUCGGAGCAGCACUGAACUUUUUGCACUGACUGAAUUUAUUAUUAUUUUUAAUUAUGCAACUCACCGCUGUCACGUCACUGAACGCAACACUUCUUACGACCUGAAAUACUCAAAAACAUGCAGCUAAAUGAUAAAUUUUAGAUCUAAAACACUACAUUUUUAAUUUUAAUCUUGUUAAAUCAAUCAAAGUUAGGCUAAAAUCUCUGAACUGAACCACUACUGACUGCACCACACCUACCAGAUU